This is a messenger RNA of Scheffersomyces coipomensis, 3108 nucleotides long. RefSeq names its product Sla2p (gene SLA2). Gene Ontology annotation, molecular function: phosphatidylinositol-3,5-bisphosphate binding; actin filament binding; clathrin-cargo adaptor activity. Bases 1 to 3108 code for a protein of 1035 amino acids. Gene Ontology annotation, biological process: clathrin coat assembly; endocytosis; actin filament organization. The transcript has a single exon. Gene Ontology annotation, cellular component: actin cortical patch; clathrin-coated vesicle. Lineage: Eukaryota; Fungi; Ascomycota; Pichiomycetes; Serinales; Debaryomycetaceae. The record is from RefSeq and is a predicted model, not a curated record.
AUGAGUCGUGCUGAAGCUGAUUUACAGCUUAGUGUUAAGAAAGCGUGUAAUGCUGAUGAAGUUCCUCCAAAAAGAAAACAUGUGAGGGCCUGUAUCGUGUACACCUGGGAUCAUAAGAACUCUAGAGAAUUCUGGAAUGCAGUCAAGAUCCAACCUUUACAAAGUCAUGAAGUUCAAUUGUUUAAAGCUUUGAUCAUGAUUCAUAAGGUUUUACAGGAAGGUCAUCCAAAUACUUUGAAAGAUGCUUAUCGUAAUCGUGACUUUUUAUCAUCUUUAGCUACUGUAUUUUCUGCUCAUGGGAAUGGAUCUUAUGGUCGUUUGAUUAAUCAAUAUGAUAAGUAUAUUUUACAGAAGUUGGAUUUCCAUAGAAACAAUCCUGGUUUCAAUGGUAUGUUUGAAUAUGAAGAAUAUAUUUCCCUUCGUGCUGUCAAUGAUCCAAAUGAAGGUUAUGAAUCUAUCUUACAAUUGAUGGAUUUACAAGACCUGAUUAACGAUUUACAAAAAAUGAUCUUUGCAACUAUAAAUCAAACUCCAAAUAAUCUUUGUAAAGUAAGUGCUUUAGUGCCAUUGAUUUCAGAAUCUUACGGUAUUUAUAAAUUUUGUACGUCGAUGUUAAGAGCUAUGUUUCAACAAUUAGGAGCUGAUGAAGCUUUAGAAGGAUUAUUCCAAAGAUUUGAUAGUCAUCAUUUCAUGCUUAGAGAUUUCUAUACUGAUUGUAAUGCUAUUAAGUUCUUAACCAGUCUUAUUACUAUUCCAAGAUUACCUAAUAAUCCUCCAAACUUACAAGUUACCGAUGAAGGUGUUCCAAUCUCCAGACCAAGAUCAGUCAACAGUAAUCAAGUUAGUGAACAACAACAAAGUUUUGAAGCCCCACAAUCAGCUCCACCUGAUUUAGAACAUUUAAAAUCUCAGCAAACAGGUUACUUGUUCCAACAACAACAAGAACAAGAACGUAUCCAACAACAAUUGGAAUACCAAAGACAACAACAAUUAGAACAACAACAACUACAACAAAGACUUUUUGAAGAUCAACAACGUGAGCAAGAACGUUUGUUCUUGCAAGAACAAACCGCAUUACAAGCUCAACAAACUGCUCAACAUCAUGGAAGAGUUUCUGAAUUGGAACAUGAUUUACUUAUGUUUAAGAACCAAUAUGAUAAUGAUCAACAAUUAUUGCAACAAUAUGAUGCUCGUGUCAAGAGUUUAGAAACUGAAUUACAAACUUUCAACAAUACUGCUACCCAACAAGUUGCUUCUAAAGAUGAACAAAUUAGAAAUUUGGAAGAACAAAUUUCAAACUGGACUAAAAAAUAUGAAUCUUUAGCUAAAUUAUAUUCUCAAUUAAGACAAGAACAUUUGAACUUGUUGAAUAAGUUUAAAAAGAUCCAACAAAAAAUCACUAGUGCUCAAGAAUCAAUCUUAAAGAAAGAGAAAUUCGAAAAAGAUUUGAAAUCUAAGAAUGUCGAAUUAGCUGAUUUAAUCCGUGAAAGAGAUAGAGCUAGAUUAGAUUUGGAUAGAUUAAGAGCUAGUAAAGAUCAAGAAAUUGAAAAACUUGAAGCUCAAGUUAGAGAGUUAAAUAGUCAAGCCAAUGAAGCUGGUAGACAAUCUAUAAAUCUUUCAUCUUUGAUUGCCAAACAUGAAAGUGAAAAAGAUGAAUUAAAGAAACAAUUAGCCAAUGGUGGUAAUACUGGAGAUUUGGAAGAUAAAUUAAGAGAAAAGGAGGUUGAAUUAGAAAUUGCACAAGAAUCUUUAGAAAGUGCCAUGCAAGCUUUAGAAUUGAAUAAUAAAGAUAAUGAAGAUAUUAUUAAUAGUCAAAUUGAUGAAAUUAUAUUAAAGAAUAUUGAUAAAUUAAAGGAUUUGAUUGAUUUAAUCUUAGAAAAUAAUAUUAUAAGAGUCCAAGAUUCAAGACAUGAAUUAGCUUCAACCAUGCAAGCUGGUAAUUUGAAUGCAACUCCAGAAUAUGUUUUAUCGAUCAUUGAAUUGACUUCUGAUACUGCUACUGAUUUUGCAUCUAUUUUUAACAAUUAUAUUGCUGCUGCUGUUCAAUCAUACGAUGAUUCAGAUACUACCUAUUCUGAUAUUAUCUUAAAGAGUAGUGAUCUUGCUACCAAUGUUAUUGAUUUAAUGUUGAAUACUAAGGGUAUUACUCGUUUAGUGCCAAAAGAAGAUGAAGAAAACCUUUUGAAUAUCGUUGAAGAUGUUUUAUCAAAGACAAUUGGAUACUUUGAAACUUUAAAAUCAGAAAGCUUAAAGUUAUUUGAUGAUGACGAUGAUAAAAUAGAUGCUGUUAUUGAUGGUAACUUGAGUGUUCAAAAUGCUUUACAAGAAUUAGGUAAGAAUGUUGACGGUUUAAGAUCAAAGAGUGGUAUUGACUUUAACCUGGGUAAUUUAGAAGACAUUGUAAAUAAUGAAAUGAAACAAACCGCUCAAAAGGUUGAUUCCGCUUCUAAAUUCUUAGAUGACCUUUUGAAAAAUCCAAAUAUCAGUGGUGGAGAUAUUGAAGUUCAUGAAGCUAUCUUAGCCGCUGCUAAAUCCAUUACUGAUGCUGUUAUCGCUUUAAUCCUUGCCGCAACUGAAUCCCAAAAGGAAAUUGUUACUAAGGGUAAAGGUGCUCAAUCAAGAACUGCAUUCUAUAAGAAAAAUAAUAGAUGGACUGAAGGUUUAAUAAGUGCAUCCAAAGCUGUUGCCGGUGCCACUAAUAUUUUAAUUCAAACAGCUGAUGGUGUUUUGAAACAAACCAAUUCUCAUGAACAAUUAAUCGUGGCUUCCAAUGAAGUUGCAGCAUCUACCGCUCAAUUAGUUUCAGCCUCAAGAGUUAAAGCUAACUUUAUUUCUAAAACUCAAGAUUAUCUUGAAACUGCUUCAAGUCAAGUUUCAUCUGCUUGUAAAGUAUUAGUCUCAAAAGUCCAAGGCUUGUUAUCUAAACAAGAUCAAGCCAAUAAUGACAUUGAUUUAAGUAAAUUAACUCCUUAUGAAGGAAAGACCGUUGAAAUGGAACAACAAGUUGAAAUUUUAAAAUUAGAAAACAAACUUGCUUAUGCUCGUAAGAGAUUAGGAGAAAUUAGGAAACACGGUUAUAGAGAUGAUAAUAGCGAUGAUGAAUCUUAA